AUGCUGGCAAUGGCUCAACAGCAUGUAUAUGGAAAUAUGUUCACAGGAGAGGGGUUUUCGCCGAAAGAUGUCGAUGUUCGCGUCUUGACAGUUUCGAAAGAUGACAAUUCGUUCGUCGUCUACUCAAGUGUGGUACCCACAGCAUUUCUAACCAUGUUCCACGAGCCCGGAAAAUCGCCACGAGGAAAUGCAAAAGUUACAAUUAACUAUCAACAUGUCCCAAUAUGGCCUGUUUUAGGUCUCAAAGAACGUCUAGGACAGGCUCUUGGCAGAGAUCUCAUUGGCGAAUUCGAUGUAGAUCGAAUAGAAACCUUUGAGGAUGAGCUGGCAUCCAAUUUAGAAGGAGGUAAAAGUGACAGCUUUGAUGAAAAGUUACAAGCUGUGCUUCGGAAAUUCAACAAGGAAGACGAGUCGACGUCCAAUACAGCCCAGAUAACACCCUCGCCUAAGCGCAAAAGAAAAAUCUUCUCGGAAGUCUUUAACGGAAGCUUCUCUGAGGAUUACGAAUCCUCCAGCUAUCCAAGUGAGUUACUGGCGAAGCGCAGGCGUUUAGAAGGUAGGGUUGGCGUCGUCCAAUAA
Messenger RNA from Daldinia childiae, 579 nucleotides. RefSeq lists its product as uncharacterized. NCBI's taxonomy places the organism in Eukaryota, Fungi, Ascomycota, Sordariomycetes, Xylariales, Hypoxylaceae. The coding region runs from base 1 to 579 and encodes 192 amino acids. The transcript has a single exon. The record is from RefSeq and is a predicted model, not a curated record.